Messenger RNA from Gracilinanus agilis (Agile Gracile Mouse Opossum), 933 nucleotides. RefSeq names its product gap junction gamma-2 protein-like. Gene Ontology annotation, cellular component: connexin complex. Gene Ontology annotation, biological process: cell communication. Bases 1 to 933 code for a protein of 310 amino acids. The record is from RefSeq and is a predicted model, not a curated record. The transcript has a single exon. NCBI's taxonomy places the organism in Eukaryota, Metazoa, Chordata, Mammalia, Didelphimorphia, Didelphidae.
AUGAGCUGGGCGUUCCUGACCAAGUUGCUGGAGGCUGUGACCCAGCACUCCACCCUGGUGGGGAAGCUCUGGCUGUCCGUGCUGGUCGUUUUCAGGCUAGUGCUCCUGGCUGUGGGUGGGGAGGCCAUUUAUCGGGACGAACUGAGUGGCUUCUCCUGCAACACAGCACAACCUGGCUGCCUAAACGUUUGCUACGAUGCCUUCGCGCCUCUCUCCCACGUGCGCUUUUGGGUAUUCCAGAUCAUCCUGGUCACUGCGCCCACAGUGUUUUAUCUGGGCUAUGCCGUGCACCAUCUGUCCCGGCGCCAGAUGACCCAGAAGCAAGAGGAGGAGGAGUCUAUGAUCCCGGAGAAGAUGUCCUGUAGGGAUGGGGCCCAUGAUGGUCGCAGGAGGAUCCGCAGGGACGGGCUCCUAGGGGCCUAUGUUGGGCAGUUGCUGGUGCGGACUGUCUUAGAGGUGGCCUUCCUAGCGGGCCAGUAUCUGCUCUUUGGCUUGAAAGUGCCUUUCAACUAUGACUGCAUGCAGAAUCCUUGCCCUUAUGUUGUACAGUGCUUUGUAUCUCGUCCCACGGAGAAGACCAUCUUCCUGCUGAUCAUGUAUGCAGUCAGUGGCCUCUGCCUCCUGCUCAAUCUGAUCGAGUUGCUGCAUCUGGGCCUGGGGAGCAUGAAAAAUGGUAGAAGCCAGAAAAAUGGGGGCCGCCGCCCUGCCCCAUCUCCUCAUUCUAAGGCUGGCAAGCUAGAACAAAUUCAGAAACAGUUGCAUCUGGUCCAGGAGCAAAUGGGCAUAGCAUUCAAUCAGGGCACUCUUUUGGCUACUGAACCUAUCUGUACAGGGCAGUCUCCAGACUACAGCAUAUUUGCUCAGCAAAACUGGCAUAACCAAGCCCAGAAAAAGGAUGUGCUCUCCAACACAGGUAUGUUAAGGGUCAGUUGA